Notolabrus celidotus (New Zealand spotty) is the source of this 3930-nucleotide messenger RNA. RefSeq names its product MTOR associated protein, eak-7 homolog (gene meak7). The record is from RefSeq and is a predicted model, not a curated record. The transcript has 9 exons. Gene Ontology annotation, biological process: TOR signaling. Bases 71 to 1447 code for a protein of 458 amino acids. Lineage: Eukaryota; Metazoa; Chordata; Actinopteri; Labriformes; Labridae.
AGUUUACAUUUUUGUAUCCACUUUAAUGCAGGAUGGAAACCUAAGCAGCUGUCUUUAAAAGCAGUGCACCAUGGGUAACACAGAGAGUGUGGCGGUGCAGAAGCGGCUGGCCCGCUUCCGCCCAGAGGAGCGUCCCAUGAUUGAGGGGGUCUUUGACAAGCUCCAGGUUGGUGCUGCAGGAUCCUCAGGGAAGACUCUAACGCUCGAGAUGCUGCAGUCCUCGAUGGGCAGCUUGGCUCCUGACUCCAUGGUGAGGAGGGUCUACCAGUGCAUGUGCGGUAUCGACCCCGAACACGCAGCACCCAGAGCUCCUGAGAAGACCAGCACCCCUCCUGCUUCUGGAGUGGGUCGAGAGCAGCUGCUCAUCUUCCUGGCCGACACUCUGCGAGGCACUGCGGAGGAACGCGCUCCUCUUGUCAUGGCCAUGUCUAAGCGUGCUGCAGGUGUGACCACUGUCUCAUGUGAGCAGGUUGCAGAGUUCCUACAGGACCUGGUUUCUGCUGCAGUUCAGAUUCUGGUCCACAGAGGGCGCCUGCAGGGCUGGCAGCCUGAGAGAAUGGGUGACUGCUCGCUGGGUGUCAAACUCCUUGCAGAGCAUCUGUGUUCUGAACUGAAGCCCUCAGAUCAGGGGGUUUGUGAUGUUUCUUGCCUGGAAGAUUGGAUCUUCAGGGUUUCUCAGGUGUCUUUGUACCUGGAGAUGCUGGUAGCUGAGGGUCUAAAUGUGUCGCUGAGUGGCAGGCCAGCCCCUACCCUGCUGCCCCCCUGCAGAGAGACACCCUGGAAAGACCUGAGGUGUCUGCUGGACCUUCCCACCCUCAUGUUUCUGGCACCACAGUUACCAGACAGCUACAGCGCCCCCUGGAGACUUGUGUUUUCCACGAGGCUGCAUGGAGAGAGCUUCACCAGGAUGAUGGCGGGCCUGAUGAAGCGCGGGCCCACGCUGCUGCUUCUUAAAGACACAAAGGGACACAUCUUUGGGGGUUUCGCUUCCCACGCCUGGGAGGUCAAACCUCAGUUCCAGGGUGACUCCAGAUGCUUCCUGUUCACCGUGUUUCCCACACUGAGAGUUUACACAGCAACAGGAUACAACCAACACUUCAUGUACCUCAACCAGAACCAGCAGACCAUGCCCAACGGACUGGGCAUGGGUGGUCAGCACGGCUACUUCGGCCUGUGGCUGGAUAACGAUUUUGGCCGCGGUCACAGCCGUGCACGGCCAAAGUGCACCACCUAUGGCAGCCCUCAGCUCUCCGGAGAGGAAGACUUUACGCUGGACUCGGUGGAAGUUUGGGCGGUUGGAAAACCUCCAGAACCAGAGGAGGGGGAGGAGGGGGGCGGCAAGAAGAGCAUCCUGGAUGUGGAUCCAGAAGUCCAAGCUAUGAUGGAAAUGGCGGGGAAGACUCUGCACAGUCAGGGCCUGAGGGAGCCUGAAGAAGACCAGGACUAGUUACCAGACAAAAACAAUCUAACUGUCCUGAGGCUCCUCCUGGUACUGAGGAAAUCUCAUCAUCCGACAUAGCUGGAUAAACUUUUAAAAACACAUCUCCAAUACGCACAAUAACAUCACACACUUCUGUUUUAUUGAGCUUGGACUCUCACACCCAAACUUCUACAGCUUUUAAUGACACAAGACUGAAGUUAUCCUGAUGUUUACACCCAUCAGCUGUCAGCUAAGUAAGACAGCAUCAAUAAGGCUGAUUGAAGCCUGUGAGCUCUGACUUUAUUAUUUCCUACAUAACAGACAGACACUGAGGAAAUAACAUCAAAACAUCUGAUUGAGGAAAGGCAGAGGAACCAGUUCCUCCCCCAGCAGCAGCCCUGGUUUACAAGCAUGCAAUGCUUCUUUAAUAUUUCAAAGAAGAUACAUAUUGAAGUGCUGGGUUUGCAAAAGAAACAGGAAAUAAUGAGAGUAUUAUCAUUUCAACAAUCCAGUCUAAACGUUUCUCUGUCCAACAAGCCUUCCCAGCGUCCUCUGAGCGAUCUCUGCCUCUAGACGUCUAAACUCUUCACUGAACAUCCAAAGCUGAGCCCAGGGACCAUGCAAAGUCUGUACCCAAAGUAUAAAACACCAGACCCCAUCCAAAAAAAGCAUCACUGAUAAAUAUUAUGUGUAGCAAAUGUUCUUGAAGUCACAGUUCAGUGGAGAAAUGGUUCCUCUUAUACGACUCUUGAAGUAGAUCUGUGAAUUGAUGUGUGACUGAAUAUUUCAUCAUGAAAACUAACUAUACGUUUUUAUUUCUGCAGUGUUGAAGAAGUAGUCUGAGUGUUGGAGACAUAGUCUGAAGUGAGCCUGUUAAGAGUCCUCUAGCUGUCGUGUGAGCCUGUAUAUAUACGUUUAUGUGUGACUAAUGAGUGUCCUUCAUUAGAGCGCGAUACAGAGACUCUUUAGUACUCUUCACAUAUUCUGCUGUGGAGAUGCUUUAUGAAAACAACAGAGGAAACCCUCAACAUAUUCACGUUCAUAUCUGAGGUCUUUAAAAUGUUCCUGACAAACCAAGUGAAACUGGGUUUCAUGUGUCAGAGAUCCAUCUCUCUGCAUAAAAUGUUAAACAACGUCUCAGGUGUGUCUUAAAUUUUUAUUGGACUCUAUUAUCACUCACUGCGUUUCUUCUUUGUCACCUUUGUCAACAUUUGAAGGACACUUGGAGUGACACUAAAGAAGCCCAGACAGGAAGGCCUUAAAGGUGUCUGCUAUAUAUUAAAUUCUUUGAAAACUUGGGCUAGAUUGUCAGACCGUUACAUAACUAUAGACUACUUUUUUGAAACCCCCUAAAUCAUGAUUGUGCUCUGCCUCACUUUGGGUGGAAACUGAGUUAUGAGAGUUUCAUCAUUAACCACACCAAACUACUUUUCUCUGCUGUUCUUGUGCAACUAGUUCAGUUAAUGCUAGAUUUUUUAGGGGAAGAAAUUAUAUUUGAAAAGGGAGAAGCCAAGGGGUCUGUCUUCAGGCACUCUAGCUUAAGUCAAAGAAUAAAUUCAAAAGCUUUUAAUAGUUCAGGAUGUAACGUUUUGAAAUAGUGAUCAGAAGAAACUUAUUUUUAAAACGUUAUGCCCUUAACCGAAACACUCAUCCACACCUUCAUAACCUCCAGACCGGACUACUGUAACAGCAUCCUUUACGGCCUUCCCUCCACUGACCUCCAAAAACUCCAACAUGUCCAGAACUUAGCUGCCCGGUUACUCACCCACUCCCGCUCCAGAGCCCACAUCACACCCAUCCUUCAGCACCUCCACUGCCCCCCCAUACAGCACCGAAUCUACUUCAAGAUCCUGCUCAUCACCUACAAAGCCCUAAAUAACCUUGCCCUCUCAUACCUGACCUACCUCCUCAAACAUUACUCCCCAUCUCAUCGCCUCAGAUCAUCAGACGCUAACCUCCUGUCCCCUAUCACCAAGAUCAAGCCCCGCUCCCUAGGGGACGGAGACUUUGCCAUCACUGCCCCGACUCUCUGGAACUCUCUCCCUCCAAACAUCCUCAACUCUGACUCUCCUUGCUCAUUUAAAAACCACCUCAAGACCUUCCUGUUCAAAAAAAUCUACCUCUACUCCCUCCCUCCCACCUCUGUCUUUGUUCUGUUUUAUUUAUUUUCUAUUUUAUCUUUUUUUUUGCACUUCAUGUAAAGCUUUGAGUACCCAGAAAAGUGCUGUAUAAGUCCUAUCAAUGAUUAUUAUGAUCAUUAUUAUAAUUAUGAACAAUUACUUUUGACUCAAACUGGUGUGCCUGAAGACGGCCCUCAUGGCUUCCCCUUUUUCGACUUUCGCUUCUCUCUUCAAGAGCACCUGGCUUCUACCUGAGUUUACCACAUGACCUCCCUAACCUUGCUUCUUUUUCCUUCCGAAAUUAUAUUUAUUGACUGCUGUUGUACAGUCGGGAUGUACAGAACAAUGAACUACACAAUGCUUCUUGAAUAAACGGCCUGUCCUACCUUA